AUGGAGCUGCCUCGAAAACGAGGUGGAAGGAGGAACAAGAUCCCAGAUUACCCACUCAACGCUCCAUCGACGGUUGUGCGGCAAGCGCUCAUCCCGAAUGGCCCCGGGUUUUCGAACGCACACAAAUGGCGUGAAAUGGGAUGGAAUACGUCAUCUCCAGCUGAGUAUUUGCUACAGGCAAAUAGCCAAGAUUUUAAGCAAACACUGGCGUAUGCAGAAGAUUAUAUGCAGAGACAAGAGCUGUUGAAUUCCACUGACUUCAGUACCGGAGUUGGAGCAUGCAAGUCUCCUGCCAAUACCUUUUCGAAAGCAGGAUAUUUCCCUCGAUCUAUAAGUUUUUCCAACACGACGACAACCGCCAGCACCCGCGGGAUUGCUGAAGUUGGCUCAGCACAGUCGGAAGAGGAGCGAACACUGCUGAAGAACACCAUGCUACGUGAAGGUUUGCUGGUUAAGCUGCACGAUCUCAUAAAGACCGCGAGACCUCCACAAUCUCUGCUUCAGCCGCACGUUCCUCCGAAAGAACCAGUGUUUGACGUAUCCAAGGGCACUGAGGUGCUUCACGUCCUGCUGCAAUUACGUGACGUCGGCAUCCUGGUGGUGGAAAAUAUUUUACGUUGGCACGAGUUGCGUGUGCGACUGGCUCCGAUGGCUCCUCUUCUUCCAUUUCGCUUCGAAAAUUACAAUUACUGCGUCAAAAUGCUGUCAGAUUUGAACUUUCUAAGCACCAUCAAAAGUCUGGGCACCGUAUUGGGUGUCAAUCCAUCCACAAUGAAGCAGAACCCCUUCAUGAUGCCUGCCCCGAUCCCGGAACGUGACUUUAAAGGUCUGCGUGACAAACCUUGGCGCAGCUUACGGCUGUUUACUAGCAGUGACGACCCCGUUCAGCGUGUAGCAGAUGCGGAGAGGUAUUUAGUGUGGUGUCUGUCCAACCUCCAGGAUUUACCAGUACCGGCAUCGCCUUCUCCAGCUCGUUGUGGUACGAAAGGCCUCUCACCGACAUCUUUGAUUCAACAGCAGAAGCGAACAUGGCAACAACGAGCCGAGAAGCAGCUUGAAAUGUUGUCGAUGCCUUUGGAAUCGCUAUCUGGUCCAACGUACACCCAAGACUCGUCGAAAAUGAUGAAGAGGAAAGGGGUACUACCUUCACUCCCUCAGUCUCCUCCGAAGACACUGCGAGAACUUAUGGGGAAAGAGUUUGCAGCCAACGCCGCCGAUUUCAAGGCACUUGGAGCACUCGACGCUCCUCCCCAUCACAUGGUGACACUCGUUGCAGCAAGUGUCCUCAUCCUUCUCAGCCCGGCCGAUCAACUUCCAAAAGAUUUGUCCUGGCCAUCAUGUCAGAAGAUGCUCCGACGUGGCGAGUGUUUAAUUCAGCGAGUUCAAGUCUUCGAUGUGGCAGAAGUGCCGGCUUUCAAGUGGAAGGCACUGGUGCCGUUUUUGCAGAACGAGCAUUUCCAGCCCAAAUUCCUUUCGCAAUUCUCCUGUGCUGCCAGUAGCAUGUGUGCUUGGAUAUUCUCCGUGCUGCGUGCAGCUCAGCAACAAGACUACGCGCGUUUGGGACUGCAUACGAGUGGCGAAUUAGAUGCUGUGGGCGAAGAAGACCGUCUCGAACUGCUUUCCGAACUGGAAGAGAACGAAUCACAACUACCGCCGCUAUCGCGCUCAAAAAGUGGCAAGCGCGUGAGUAUCGGGAGCGCGGAGGUUCUCUUUAUUAACGAAAACCAGCCUGUGAAGAUGAGUACACCACGGAUCAGCUCGCGUCCCUUGUCACGACGCAGUGAGCGCCCUGCAAGCAAUAACCAAUUUACAGUCUGCAGCUUAUACAGCAGUGGGCCGAGCAACGCUCUUCUGCGCACCAGCCCGUGGACGUAUCGCGGCGUAGUCUACUUCGUGUCUUUUUUCCUCCAAGAGCGAUCGCAACAAGAGGAGGAAGCGAUUGAAGAGACGGAAGAACGUCGUCUGAUGAUCAAGAUCUACGAGCCCAUGAGCUCCGUAGAGUCACAAAUGUCGGUGGACACUGAAGACUUGCGUCAGGACUUUGGCGUUAAAGCAUUGGUGGCGUUCCAGAGUGGACAAUACCGAACUCUGUGUGAUGUUAUGCUUCGGCAGCUUGACAAGAUGAUGGGAGCUGAUAGCAGAAAACUUUCUCUAGUAACUCCACUAGAGCGGAACGAUGCCUCGGUACUGAAAAUCCAGUGCGCAGCUCGACAGCAGCAAGCUCGUGGGAAGGUGAAUCGUGCACGGGCUCAGAAGGAGCAAAUGGAGGCGUCCGCGCUGCGGAUCCAGUGCGCUGCACGGCAGAAACAAGCUUGCCGAAAAGUUGAUCGCAAUGUUGUAGUGCCAGAGUCGCGACCUGGCACAGUGAUGAGUUACGCCUCGGACCAAUUUGAGGACGACUUUGAGGCGGCGUAA
This is a messenger RNA of Phytophthora infestans T30-4, 2415 nucleotides long. RefSeq lists its product as uncharacterized. The transcript has 6 exons. The record is from RefSeq and is a predicted model, not a curated record. NCBI's taxonomy places the organism in Eukaryota, Oomycota, Peronosporomycetes, Peronosporales, Peronosporaceae. The coding region runs from base 1 to 2415 and encodes 804 amino acids.